AUGCUUGAUAUUCUUCCUUUAAAGCAGUACCAGGAGAACUACCAGGCCAUUCUCGACGGCAAUCCGCUUCCUUAUGGUAACCUCCGCGGGAAGGUGCUUGAUAGCGAGAAGUUCUGGAAGGACUACGGCGACUACGAACCUGUUCUGCGGCAACACGUCCCCGAAAAAUACCACAAAUACUUCUCCACGCCCACGAAACCGCACGGCCGCCGAUCUUUCGACGAUUCGGUCGAGAUUGGCCGGUCCUAUAACCUCAGCCCCGUGAAAAAACGCGAGCCUUCUUACGGCUUGAAGGAUUCAGAAAAGCUGGCGGACGACGUGUUCGACGACGAUAGAAAGAUGUACGUUUCCAGAAGCGACGAUGACGAUCCCAGCAGGUCGCUUUUCCAGCAAACUUACAAGGUUUUGAGCUACGAUCGCAGCGCGCAGGGCGAGAAACUAAAUUCACUUGUGAGGAAGAUUAGCACAGAGUUUGACGAGGUGAAGGACGAGAACAGAAUACUGCGGCGCGAAAACACAGAGCUCCGCACAAAACUCAGGCAAUUACAGGAGGAGAACCAUCGCAUUACCUCUACAAGCGAGCUCGUGAAGAAGAAGUUCGACAAGUACUAUAUGGAGACAAUGAAGCUGAGAGAGACUUUGGCAGAGCUGAGAAAGUCAGCAGGCUCUGCUGCAACGGUUCCAGCGCCUGCGCCCCAGGAGGCUUCUCCAGCCAAGUCGGAACGCCCAACUACCUCGGGAAAAGCGGUUUCUGCCGACACCAUAGACGAUCAGCUGGCAUCCAACGAAGAGAAAAUGAAGCAGCUCGCUCUCACAACGCAGGAGGAGCUGGAAAAACUUGAGGCUGAGAACUUGAAGCUGCUCAAACAGAAGGAGGUUCUGAAACACAAUGCUGACGUUCUCACUGUUAUCACCGUUGGCGAUGGAGUCAUCAAGGUGGAGCAGAAAAGACCGGAGCAUCAGAAUGCCGACUCAAGCGAGCCCAAAACGCCACAGGUCCAGAUCAGACAUCUGAAAAAAGAUAGCACGCCGCCAAAACCAGCGGCCUCGUGUCCUGUUUGCUCGCCAGCUAGAAGAGCGGACGUUGACUCCGACGAGUUUAGUGACGACAGCGUGCCGCUGGACGACACCAUGAUCUACAAAAAAACGCACAAGAGCAAUCUGCUCAAUGUAGGACGCAAGCACUCUUAA
Messenger RNA from Ogataea haglerorum, 1191 nucleotides. RefSeq lists its product as uncharacterized. The coding region runs from base 1 to 1191 and encodes 396 amino acids. The record is from RefSeq and is a predicted model, not a curated record. Lineage: Eukaryota; Fungi; Ascomycota; Pichiomycetes; Pichiales; Pichiaceae. The transcript has a single exon.